CAUUUAUUGUUGACUUUAGCAAUGUUCAGCCAUACAGCCAAGAUGUAAAGGGUCUGAAAACUCAAAAGCUGUUUGCUGUUCUGAUUCCAUGUCCACGGAUGGGUUAUUCCGGCUUCUUGAAUCAGAACACUGUGAUGCUUACUACACAAUUUACUACCUAUUCCAUUCCAAAAGCAAUGAAGUCAGGGAAUUCUUAGGAACAAAGCUAUUUAAUCUAUCAGAAACUGAACUGGAGUUUUUCCUACCCCAACUGCUACAUCUGUACAUCAACUAUUCUUUUGUUGCGGACCAUAUUCACUCCUAUCUCCUUUGUCGCUGCUUGAAUGAUGAUAUUUUUGCUUUAAAAACGGUUUGGUGGUUGAAGUCAUGCAGUCAAGACGAAUGGAUGAACCCUGAUGCAAAGCGUAGAGGACUCAGAUUAUUGGACAUUAUUAUAUCAAACGACAUGAAAUCUAAAAAGGGGACUAGUCCUGGAAAGUCAUCUUCACCAGGAGCAUCACUGCUGAACCUAUCUGAAACAGAAACCCUAAAAAGAAGCAGUUCAACUCACUCCCUCUCCAUAUCACCAACUCAACCCCACGUGACAACCACGCCCAAGUUCGUGCGGACACAUUCCAGAUCCAGAUCAGAUGACAGUGGUCUGAUAAACUUCAUACCUAUUUUGAGAAGUGCCAGCACCCAACACUUGUCCGAUUUAGCAUCAGGCGGAGCAUUUGAACUGGACUGCUCAAACUGUCUAAACUCCUCCACCUUCUGGUCGUGUAGAAGUCACGUGCCUCGGUUGACAGUCCUACAGAACUUUGUCCAAUCCUUCCUAAACAUAUGUGACAAACUCGGACCACUGGCAACCAAAGAGGACAAAAUGAACAAGUUACACGCCGAACUGGGCAUCAUAAAUCUCAACCUUCCAGCUCGAGUUAAAAUCCCCACAAUCGGUGCCAAACACUACGACAUAGUUCGAAUUCCACCAAACCAAGGAAUCGUACUAAACUCAAAAGAAAGGAUCCCAUAUAUGGUAAACAUAGAGUAUGUAGAACGGCACAGCUCUGACUCCCCACUCCCAGCGCGGUGUACCAGAAACAACGACCCUGCCACGCCCCUAAAAACAGAUAACGACCCAUUUCAAACAAUAUCCGCUGCUUCAAUCCGGAACAAUCUCUCAACCCAAUCAGAAAGUGAAUGCCCCAAGUUUUCUUACGAUAAUAGUGAUCCGUCAGCUAGCAGGUUAAAGGAACAAUGGGAACUGACAGUUCAGCGAACAAAGCAGUUCUCCCCAUACGGCCAUCUACCUGGCUGGAAUCUCCACUCGUGUAUCGUUAAAUGUGGGGAUGAUUUGCGGCAGGAAGUGGUGGCGUACCAGUUGCUGAAACAGUUCCAGAAAGUAUGGCUGGAGGAGAAACUAGAGCUGUGGCUGUACCCGUACUCGGUAGUAGUGGUCAGUGAGGAUUGUGGGUUUAUUGAACUCAUACCAAACACUGUUUCCAUUCAUCAGGUUAAGAAACAGAGUAAGCUAUCCCUCCUGGGUUAUUUUAUCCAGGAGUUUGGUUCAGUCACCUCCCAAUCCUUCCUUACUGCUCAGAAAAACUUUGUUCACAGCCUGGCUGCGUACUCUCUCUUUUGUUACUUCAUCCAAGUGAAGGACAGGCACAACGGCAAUAUACUGGUAGACAACCAAGGUCACAUAAUUCACAUAGACUACGGGUUUAUGUUGUCUCAUUCCCCGGGCCGGAACAUAGGGUUUGAGAACUCCCCUUUUAAGUUGACCGAGGAGCACGUCGAGGUGCUGGGCGGACAAGACAGUGAUUUAUUCAACUACUUCAAACAGCUGCUCCUCAAAGGGUUCCUAGCUGCUCGGAAACAUUUCGAGCGUAUCAAGUUGAUUGUUGAGGUUAUGCAGUUGGGGUCACAGUGGCCGUGUUUCAACCGCCGCGCUGCAACGGUACACGAUCUGCAGAAUAGGUUCUUUUUGAACCUCACGGAGGAACAGUUGUCUAAACAGAUUGAUGGUAUGAUUUAUCAAGCUCUGCGGUCUCUGACUACUAAGUUGUAUGAUAAUUAUCAGUAUUUUACUGGUGGUAUACUGUGAGGAUUUAGCCGGAUUUAGCAGGAUUUAGCUGGAUUUAGCAGGAUUUAGCAGGAGAAUGGUAGGAGAGUCACAGAGAGCUGAUUUUGCAGAAUUUCUAUCGUCCGAUUGUGUAUUAUAAUAGUUGAAACCGUCUUUUGGUUACGCAUUGUAAAUGAAAUAGACUAGUAUUUUUUGGUUAUUUUUGUACAUGUUUAUUUUACGUGGCUGCGCUACUUCUGUUUUAGAGCAGAGAUGUUUAUUGAUUGGUAAAGUUGAUAAGAUGUUGCGUUUUCUACUUGAUAUAUUGUAUAGCAUUCUUGGCAUAGUUCCAUUGAGUGAAUAGUUGAGACUACGCAUAGAGAAUUUACAAAUAGUUGAGACUACGUAGAGAAUUUACAAAGAUUUUAUUCAAGGCAGACAGUAAUAGGAAAAUGUUUAAUGACUAGAUUUAUUUUCACUUUUAAUCCCUUUCCAUCUGUAAGUUACAUUGUUUCACUGAUUGACCAUGUUGGUAAAUGGUUUAGAAUGGUUUAGAAUAUAUCUGAUA
Molecule: messenger RNA, 2612 nt
Organism: Bolinopsis microptera
Lineage: Eukaryota; Metazoa; Ctenophora; Tentaculata; Lobata; Bolinopsidae
Product: phosphatidylinositol 4-kinase beta-like
Exons: 4
Coding region: 89-2086 (665 amino acids)
Biological process (GO): phosphatidylinositol phosphate biosynthetic process; phosphatidylinositol-mediated signaling
Cellular component (GO): membrane; cytoplasm
Molecular function (GO): 1-phosphatidylinositol 4-kinase activity
Source: RefSeq, a predicted model, not a curated record